AUGGAGCUGGACUCCAUCAAGACACGGUUUACGGAGUUACAGGGCUACUAUGAGGAUGAGAGCAAGAGUGAUGAUGAUAUCAUUUACGCUGUAUACAAUUGGGUAAAGAGUGCCCAUAUUGUCGCGCAGUUGUUAUUAUUGGAGGGCCGUUUCCCUGAACUCCGCCGUUGUCUCGAUUUGUGCCGUCAAGUCCUGCAGGAACAACACCCCCCGGCGAAUGACCGCCAAGUGUUAAAAAACGCCACCGGUGAAGAUCGUCUCUUGAUGGAUUCUCUUCUCGUCCGCACUUCACAAUUGGAACGACAAUAUGAAGAGGCCCGGGCCCACAGUAAAGGACGAGACACGGAAUAUUAUUUAAAUAAACUUCUACACACUGAUGAAGAGACGGGACGGGAUGGAAAAGAGAAUGGACAAGAGAACGUUACUCCACCAGAACGUGGUAUCUCCUUUGGACGACGUACACGACUGAAUAGAUGGAAAGUUCCACCCAUAUUACCCGCACUUGUAACUCAAACACAAUUAUUUAUUCGACCCACUACCGAUGGAUUUGUAGAUUCAAUGGGUGACUCACAUGCAAAAUCAUUGCGAUCAUCCUACUCUUUAGCUGGUUUCAGAGCAGAAACCCAUCCCACCUACUCACAUGAUAUUACACUAGGUAACAAUGUUGAUACUUCUACGAUUGCUAUAUUAUCUUCUUCUUAUGUUCCUACUCCUACUGUUAGUUCUCCUCCUCAUCCUUCCGCUGUUUCUGCUAUUGAUGAUAAUGAUAAUGAUGAUGAUGCUGCUGCUGCUAAGGAGGAAGAAGAGGAAGAGGGAGAGAAAAAUGAUGAACCGAUUGAUGUGUUCACACCCCUCUCCUCUAUUUCUUCAUCUAUGAUAGAAUCACAACAACUUGCGGCACUGCAUAAUGGGAAGCUGAAAACAGGUGAGGAACAUUUACCGUCAGUCCCAGUGAAGACUUCUACUCAUCGUAAAGUUCAUUCAAAGUAUGGUCGUCUCGUUCGACCACUUUCAGCACGUGUAGAUAGUACCGCUUUACCAUCUGGUUCUCUUCAUCAUCGUCUCUUAAUGGAUGCGGAUGCCCAUGUUAUUAGAUCUGCUAUUGCUAUUAAAACAGCAAAUGAAAUACGAUAUCAAUCGAUGGCUUUUAUGCAAUCACUUAAAAAUAGGGCUUCCUCUCUUGUACAACGAACACGUUCUCAGAGGAGUACCUCACUUAGUACUGAAACUUGGAGAGAGGAGAUUGAAAAGGAAAAGAAUAGUGGAAUAGAGAGUGAAAGUCCUGUUCUUCCUCCACUUUCCUACUGUUCUUCCGUUAGUCUUAAUACAAUGGGACAAAGUGUACCUUCUUCAAAACCUUUUCAUCAAACCGUUUCAUCUCCAUUGCAUGGAAAAGAAGAAACAAUUCCACCAACAUCCAUUACUGGAAUCAUAAUAGAAGAGUCAGAGAUAAAAAAUAUGAAUUCUAUGACUGCAGGAAAGCAUGAUACUUCACUAGAGCCAAAAGAAGGAAUAAAAGAAGGAAUCUCUGAUACUGUCCCUUCUAAUAUGUAUAAGUUGGAUGAAAUAGCUAUGAUUCCAUCUCUUUCACCACAAGCAAAAGAAGAAUUGGAAGAGGCUCUUUCCCAAUAUCAACAAGAGAAAGAAAAAUUAGAUGCUUCUAGUAAAGCUAUGCAUUUGAGAGCAAAGGUUCAAAGUGAAAUAUUUAAACUGCAAGAGGUGAAUGUAAAGGUAGAGGAUACAGCUGUUUGGAAACGACGACGAAAACUUCAUACCGCUUUAAAUGAUCGUGCCACAACAUCAGCCGCUUCCGCAUCUGAAUUUCGUUUUAAUUCCCCUAUUUCAGCAUUAGAUUCAGAUACGAUUUCUAAUCAUGCUUGGGCAGCGGUGGCUACGCCAGGAACCGCAUCUACAGUCUCUGCAAAAGGAGGAGUAGAGACACUUCUGUCGGAUGAUCAAUAUGCACCUACAGCUGAACGUAUUGCGAAAUUGGCUGCUGUAAGACCCACAGAAUGGGAUUCACAAGAAGAAGAAGAAGAAGUAUUGAUAACUUCCCAUCCCUCUGGUACUCAUCAUCCUAUAGAUGAAAAAGAAAGUACUCAGAGAUGUUUUCAUAAUAAUAACAAUAAUAAUAAUAAUAACAAAUCUUUGGGACAUACAACAACAGAUAUGUUAACGGUUAGAUCUACAUCAGGAACUACAAGUUCGUUAAUGAAAGGUACGGAUGCUUCCUUUGAUGCAGUAGAACAAAGACUUAAAGUAUUGGAAGCAUCUACUCAUAUUGCUUUCCCUGAUGUACAUCACAUGGUAUGGAAACGAGCAAAAGUAAGAGUAGAACAACAACGACGACUUACAAAUCAUGAAGGAAUUCUUUCUAUGACAUCUGAAAAAGCAUUCCCUUCUUUCUUUUUUAAUAAUCAGCAUAAUGAAGAAGUUUCACCUCCUGGAAAAACAGAUGUUGCUCCUAUUAAAAAGGUUUGGGCCUCAUUACAACGUUUGAGACGAGAGAGUACUUAUAAAAUGCCAUUAUCCGUUGAAGAUACAAAUUUUAUGAAGGAAGAAGAAGAAGAGGUUAAAAAUACAUCUGAUGGAAUAAUAUUACCACCGCAAUUAUUUCAUUCAGUGGAAGAAUUGCGUUAUCAUGUUCACUUGGAUGAAGCGGAUGCUGUAACACUUUCUAUGUGUUUGCCUCUUCACUUGGCAACUGUACGAAUACAACGUAUGUGUAAAUUAUUUAUUGCUAAACGUGAAAAAAUGCGACGUUCUGCCGCUAUACAAGAACACUUGAGAUUAUUAGAAAUUAAAGAGGAAAGUGCUGUUGUGAUUCAACGGUACGUACGCCGACUGCUUGCACGGAGACAAAAGUUAACCAUUGCAUUACGAGUUAGUUAUAUGAAUGAUCAACGUGUAGCUCAUGAGAUGAUUUCGGAUGAAACGCUUACAAAUGAUCCUGUGAAUUCUAGAAGAUUAACUGGUGGACAUCUACGUUGGCGCUCUUCUGAUAGUGCCGUAACACUACAUAGUCCAAUCCAAAGUUUUCGUCGUUCCCCAGAUUUGCAGCAGCCACUUUCUUCAACUAGUCAAGGUCAACAAAAUGUAUUCAGUCCUUUACUCCCAUUAUUCUCACGGCAAUUGUAUUGUUUACCUCAAAAAGGAAAUAGAGCCCCAUCUACACGUUUUGUACGAUUACGUCGUAUUCAGGAAAAUAUUGCAUGUCGUGUUAUUGUUCGUGCUUUCCGUGCCUAUCGUCAGAGAUUAAUCUUAAAAUGGGAACGAGAAGCACGAGCCUGUGUGGCUUUUGUUACCCAAAAAAUGAGUUCGGAUGAGGCAUUUGGUUCUAUAAUGGAAGAUGAAGUUUCAUUCCCUGCUGCCUUUCUUGAUAGGACAGCCGCGAUUGGUGAACGAUUAAUCAUAGACUCCGUUUUUAAUGAUUUUGGCGCAUCCAGUGUCUUUCCACUACCGCGAGAUCGAAUCAUGGGAGAUGUGGUGGCGGCGUGGGAGGCCCGCACGGCGAAGACUCGACGCGCCGGUGAUUUCAUGACGCCACUGGAGCCCGUGCGGCUUUCGGAGUUGCGGCGGACGUUGGCAGAACGGGAGGAGGCCGCGGCAUCCCUGCGGCGUAGACAACAGGAAUUGCAAUUGGAGGAGGAAGAGGAAUGGCGGCGGCAGCUGCGGGUGCGAAUGGAUGCGGUGUUAUUACUACAACGAUGUGCACGUGGAUAUGUCGUGCGUUCCCGUCUCUUCGCACAUCUACAGAGUGUACAGGAAGUACUGGAGACCCAACAUCGCCGAACAGAGUUGUUGGGAGAUGUUACCUACGGGAUGACAACACCACGUGGUGGAAACAAUACCAGCGGUAGAAAUUUACUUCAUAUAGCCUCCGCAAAGGGAAAACCUAUUAUUUCAGAGGAUCAUCCUAUUCCUCCGCAUGUGGCAGAUGUAAUUGAACAGGGUAUUAAACUUCGUCAUUCCAUGUGGUUUGGAGAAGAUGAAGAAUCACAACGUGCAAGUUUACGAGCGAUUGUGAUGAUACAAUCGUUUUUGCGAUGGCACAUUAGUUUGAGUAUUUUGGCUGAUCAUCAGAAUAGUGUUUACAUUAUUUUGAUUCAACGUAGAUGGCGUUUGGUGCUUAAACGACGAGAGAUGCUGCGAGAAAAGAAGCAGAAGUACAUUGUAGAGACAUUGCGGAAAGUCGGUUAUUAG
This is a messenger RNA of Trypanosoma theileri, 4203 nucleotides long. RefSeq lists its product as uncharacterized. The record is from RefSeq and is a predicted model, not a curated record. The transcript has a single exon. Gene Ontology annotation, molecular function: protein binding. Gene Ontology annotation, cellular component: spindle pole. Gene Ontology annotation, biological process: spindle organization; mitotic cell cycle; establishment of meiotic spindle localization. The coding region runs from base 1 to 4203 and encodes 1400 amino acids. NCBI's taxonomy places the organism in Eukaryota, Euglenozoa, Kinetoplastea, Trypanosomatida, Trypanosomatidae.